Molecule: messenger RNA, 1902 nt
Organism: Lacerta agilis (Sand lizard)
Lineage: Eukaryota; Metazoa; Chordata; Lepidosauria; Squamata; Lacertidae
Gene: ADORA2A
Product: adenosine A2a receptor
Exons: 2
Coding region: 232-1629 (465 amino acids)
Biological process (GO): G protein-coupled adenosine receptor signaling pathway; adenylate cyclase-activating G protein-coupled receptor signaling pathway
Cellular component (GO): membrane
Molecular function (GO): G protein-coupled adenosine receptor activity
Source: RefSeq, a predicted model, not a curated record
CCAUUGACUUUCUUGGAGACUUUUGCCCAUGUCUUCUGGGGCCUGGGCUAGCUCUCUCCUUCUGCUCGCUUUCCCGACUACCCCGCCAUGGGGAUCUGAGCCAGCCCCAGCAAAGCUGAGAGCAGAGAGCCCCUUCCUGGCGCCUGGGCGACUUGAGGUCUGUGCCUGAUCGCUGUGAUCCUGCAGAUAUGGACACUGGAUUCCCCAGCACCCUCUUGCCCGCCUCUCACCAUGCUAAUUCGUGGGCAUAAAGACUUCCUGGCAGAUGUGGUCUACAUUGUCUUGGAGCUGCUCAUCGCGGUGCUGGCCAUCUUGGGGAACGUCCUGGUCUGCUGGGCCGUCUGCCUGAACAGCAACCUCCAGAACGUCACCAACUACUUUGUGGUGUCUCUGGCGGUGGCCGACAUCGCGGUGGGCGUCCUCGCCAUCCCCUUUGCCAUCACCAUCAGCACCGGCUUCUGCGCCUACUUCUAUGGCUGCCUCUUCAUCGCCUGCUUCGUCCUGGUCCUGACCCAGAGCUCCAUCUUCAGCCUCCUGGCCAUCGCGAUCGACAGGAUUAUCGCUAUCCGCAUGCCUCUCAGGUACAACGCUUUGGUGACGGGCUCACGGGCGAAAAGCAUCAUUGGCAUCUGCUGGGUCUUGUCCUUCAUCAUCGGCCUGACGCCCAUGCUGGGAUGGCACAAGCCUGCCUUGGGCAACCAGGGUUCCUCCUCCUCCUCCUCCUCCUCCUCUUCCUCCUCUGCUGGCGUGUGCAGCAACGAGUCCUCUUCCUCCUUCUCAUCCUCCUCCACCACUACAACCCCUUCUGGCAACUGCAGCAGCGACAUGUUGGCCUGCCUCUUUGAGUCUGUGGUCACCAUGGAAUACAUGGUCUACUACAACUUUUUCGCCUGCGUCCUCACACCGCUGCUCCUGAUGUUCGGCAUCUACCUGAAGAUCUUCAUGGCCGCCCGGCGGCAGCUCAAGCAGAUGGAGAACAAGGCGACGCCCGGGGAACGUUCCCGCUCCAUCUUGCAGAAGGAAGUCCACGCGGCCAAGUCGCUGGCCAUCAUCGUCGGGCUGUUUGCCGUCUGCUGGCUGCCCAUGCACACCGUCAACUGCUACAUCCUCUUCCGACGGGGCUGCGGCCGCCCUCCCCUCUGGCUGAUGUACCUCGCCAUCAUCCUCUCCCACGCCAACUCCGUGGUGAACCCUCUGAUCUACGCCUACAGGAUCCGGGAGUUCAGGCUGACUUUCCGCAAGAUCAUCGGGCAGCACAUCCUGGGCAGAAAGCAACGGUUCAAGGGGACCGCGGCCAGCCGGAGGUCCUCUGCUCACGCCGAGGAAGACGGUGAGAGUACCAGCAUGCAGAUCACCAAGUACGCUCUGAACUUCUACGCCGGAGGGGACUUGGAUGGCAUCCACAUGGACGGGGAUUGGGGGAAAACCAAAGUGGGCUUAGAACUGUGCCAGAGCAAGAAGGCGUUGGCCGGGGAGGCAAAUGGCCACGCAGCCCAUCCCUGCAAAAAUGGGGACCUCUCCAAAGCCUGCAGAGACAUGGAGCUGCUGAGCCAAGAGCUGCUGGCGAUUCGGGACUCUUAUGCCGCCGCCCUGGAGACUUCAUCUGUAGAAGCCUCUGAUGGGUCCUGAGGCCCCCUCAGGAUGCAACGUGCGGCUGGAAUGAAUUCUUCCCUCUCCCCGUGGGCUGCUUUCAUUGCAGCAAGAAGGGAGGGAAAGAAGGAGAGAAGGGGAGGGCAAAGGUUUGGGUCCUUGUGGUGGAAGGGGAGCGGUCCCUGACACAACUGACAGAAAGACCUGAAACGGCCUGGGGACAAGGCAGGAAAGGGCCGAGGGGCUUUUUCCCAGCCAAAGGUCAAAGGUGAAGGCAAGAGGAGAUGGGCGGGACACAGAGACACACUCCUU